AUGGACGGCGACGAGGUUAUUGCCUCGGUCUACCGAAAGAUCGAGCGGGAGAAGGCCCUCAUCGCCGCCGCUAGUAAUAUGCGGCAGUCCACCGACAACCCAUCCGUGCAACAACGUGUCGAUGCCAGCAUCCGCGAUGGCCGCAAAAAUAUCGCUUACCUCGAAGAAAAGAUGCGAGAGCUUCAGGUCCGUUAUACGUCGAAUGAGGGUGGCUCGCCCCAUGGUCAGCGUCACGCGCCCGGCUCUGGUCCUCUUCCCCCGCCUAAGGACGGCAGCGGAUACUUGGGCGAUGGCGAUGGUGAUGCGUACGGAUACACUCAGGGAGGCACCGGCUCGAUGCCUUCCGGUGCCCCAUUCCCUGACCCGCGCCCCUACGCUCCGAUUCCUAAGGCGCGGCCCAACUAUACAAAGCUUGAUCUUAUCAAGUAUGACACUCAGUACCUCGGCCCGAAGAUUCAGCUCAUGCUGUCUCAGCUCGAGUUCAAGCUGAGUGUGGAGAAGCAAUACAAGGCUGGUAUCGAGAAAAUGGUCCGCUUGUACCAGGAUGAGGGCGAUCGGAAGAGUCGCGCCGAUGCGGAGGGUCGUCGCAUUGAGAGUAACCAAAAGAUCCAGCUGCUCAAGCAGGCGCUGAAGCGAUACGAGGAUCUUCACGUUGAUAUUGAAUCUUCCGAUGCUAAUGAUGACGAGAGUCUUAGCAGUCCGAACAUGCGCAAGCCGUUGACCGGUCUUCUUACUAUGCGCAUCCAUGCGGUGAAGGAUGUCGAUCACGCCGCCAGCUCCCGUUUCUCUCGUGGCCCCGAGACAUAUGUCAUUGUCAAGGUGGAAGAUACAAUCAAGGCGAGGACGAAAGCGACUCGGAACGAUAAAUGGCUGGACGAGUCGUUCUCCAUCGACAUUGAUAAGGCGAACGAGAUCGAGCUUACCGUCUACGACAAAUCUGGAGAUCGUCCCACCCCUAUCGGUAUGCUGUGGGUGCGUAUCUCCGAUAUUGCGGAGGAGAUGCGUCGCAAGAAGAUUGAGACGGAGUUGAACGCUUCUGGAUGGGUGUCUGCCGACAAGAUGGAAAACUCCGGUGGCAAUAGAUCCGAUCACCCCGGUGCCCCCCAAGGCUCCUCUCAAGGUGCUAGCUACGGAGGAAUGGGGCCCGCUUCAGGACCUCAGGGAGGAGACAACCCGAAUGCACCCCCGACUGUGAUGAUCGAUUCAUGGUUUGCAUUGGAGCCCUUUGGCCGUAUUAACCUCUCAAUGAGCUUUGCCAAGCAACUCAAGGACCGUCGGCCCUUCGACAUCGGUCUCAAUCGCCAGGGUGCUGUGCGCCAGAAGAAGGAAGAGGUUCACGAGAAGCAGGGUCACAAAUUCGUCACCCAGCAGUUCUACAACAUCAUGCGCUGCGCUCUGUGUGGAGAGUUCCUCAAGUACGCUACGGGCAUGCAAUGUGCGGACUGCAAGUAUACCUGCCAUCGCAAAUGCUAUCCCAAGGUGGUCACCAAAUGUAUCAGCAAAGCCAACUACGAGACCGACCCCGACGAGGAGAAGAUCAACCACCGCAUCCCUCACCGUUUCGAGGGCUUCUCCAAUCUCUCCGCCAACUGGUGCUGCCACUGCGGUUACCUGCUUCCCUUCGGACGCAAGAAUGCAAAGCGAUGCACCGAAUGUGGACUUACUUCUCACGCUCAUUGCACGCACCUCGUGCCCGAUUUCUGUGGCAUGUCGAUGGAAGCGGCGAACCAGAUCCUGGAGACCUUGAUUCGCACGAAGCAUCACAUGAAUUCAACUUCUGUCAGUUCUGGUCUCAGCAACCGUACCCUUCGACCAAGCGGUCCGCCGCAACCCCCGCAAGACAAUGCCGCCCUCUCCUACCCCCAGAAACCUAAAGAAGGUCCCUAUGGGGCACUUCCCAGACAACCCUCCGCAGAAGCGUCACCAACGGCUGCUCAACAGGCUGCCCGCCACCCAUUGCCCCCGAAGUCACCUCCCGGGCCCGCGGCCGCGGCCGCUGCAGCGGCAACUGGCUUGCGUAGCCCUACACAGCAGACACCAACGGAAAUGACUCGUCCUCCGGUGCAGGCUCAACAGCCUCCUUCUUCUCAUGCUCACUAUGACCCAUCUGUCUAUGCUAAUUUCCAGAAACCUCCUCCGCCUCAGGCAAUGCCCCAGCAGCCAGUUGGAUCGCCUGCUCAUUACGGCAUGCCUCCGCCCCAGCAACAGAUGCAGCCCAUGCAACAACAGGUCGCUGUUCCCGUCAAGGAGGAGGCAGUUGCCAAGCCCCAGGCCCGCAUUGGAUUGGAUCACUUCAAUUUCCUUGCUGUGCUCGGUAAGGGUAACUUCGGAAAGGUCAUGCUGGCUGAGACCAAGAGCACUCGCAAGCUGUACGCCAUCAAGGUGCUGAAGAAGGAGUUCAUUAUCGAGAACGAUGAGGUGGAGAGCACCAAGUCCGAGAAGCGUGUCUUCUUGAUUGCCAACAAGGAGCGUCAUCCAUUCCUGCUUACCUUGCACGCCUGUUUCCAGACAGAGACUCGUGUUUACUUCGUCAUGGAAUACAUCAGUGGUGGUGACCUGAUGCUGCAUAUUCAGCGUGGCCAGUUCGGUUUGAAGAGGGCUCAGUUCUAUGCUGCUGAGGUCUGCUUGGCUCUCAAGUAUUUCCACGAGAACGGUGUCAUUUACCGUGAUCUGAAGCUGGACAACAUUCUCUUGACUCUCGACGGUCACAUCAAGAUUGCCGAUUACGGUCUCUGCAAGGAGAACAUGUGGUACGGCUCCACGACUAGCACAUUCUGUGGUACUCCCGAAUUCAUGGCCCCGGAGAUUCUGCUCGAUAAGAAGUAUGGCCGCGCGGUCGAUUGGUGGGCGUUCGGUGUCCUUAUCUACCAGAUGCUUUUGCAGCAGUCUCCCUUCCGUGGUGAGGACGAGGAUGAAAUCUACGAUGCCAUUCUUGCAGAUGAGCCUCUCUACCCUAUCCACAUGCCUCGCGACUCGGUUUCCAUUUUGCAGAAGCUGCUGACCCGGGAGCCCGAACUGCGUCUCGGAUCCGGUCCUACUGAUGCCCAGGAGGUCAUGUCUCACGCCUUCUUCCGCAACAUCAACUGGGAUGACAUAUACCACAAGCGCGUUCCUCCUCCGUUCAUCCCCUCCAUUAGCAGCCCGACGGAUACCAGCAACUUCGACCAGGAGUUCACUAGCGUUACUCCAGUCUUGACUCCCGUUCAGUCCGUGCUAUCACAAGCCAUGCAGGAAGAAUUCCGGGGCUUCUCCUACACUGCCGACUUUGCUUGA
This is a messenger RNA of Penicillium atrosanguineum, 3273 nucleotides long. RefSeq names its product protein kinase c (gene pkcA). Gene Ontology annotation, molecular function: diacylglycerol-dependent serine/threonine kinase activity; ATP binding. The record is from RefSeq and is a predicted model, not a curated record. The coding region runs from base 1 to 3273 and encodes 1090 amino acids. Gene Ontology annotation, biological process: fungal-type cell wall biogenesis; signal transduction; protein phosphorylation. NCBI's taxonomy places the organism in Eukaryota, Fungi, Ascomycota, Eurotiomycetes, Eurotiales, Aspergillaceae. The transcript has 10 exons.